AUGGGUAAAUCAUCUGGUACUCGUUACGCUUUCCAGCGUGAUUUCAAGAAACAUGGAGCCAUCCCAUUGUCAACUUACUUGAAAGUAUACAAAGUUGGUGAUAUUGUUGAUAUAAAAGCCAAUGGUUCUAUCCAAAAAGGUAUGCCACACAAAUACUACCACGGUAAAACUGGUAUAAUUUACAACGUUACCAAAUCGUCAGUUGGUGUUAUCAUCAACAAAGUUGUUGGAAACAGAUACAUUGAAAAAAGAGUCAACUUGAGAGUCGAACACGUUAAACACUCUGCUUGUCGUCAAGAAUUCUUGAACAGAGUCAAAUCAAACGCUGCUAAAAAGAGAGAAGCAAAAGCUAACGGUGAACACGUGAGCUUAAAGAGAGCUGCUGCUAAACCAAGAGAAGCUAGAGUUGUUUCCGCAACAGAGAAUAUUCCACAAACUUUGGCUCCAGUGCCAUAUGAAACAUUUAUCUAA
Molecule: messenger RNA, 471 nt
Organism: Lodderomyces oxycetoniae
Lineage: Eukaryota; Fungi; Ascomycota; Pichiomycetes; Serinales; Debaryomycetaceae
Gene: RPL21A
Product: 60S ribosomal protein eL21
Exons: 2
Coding region: 1-471 (156 amino acids)
Biological process (GO): translation
Cellular component (GO): cytosolic large ribosomal subunit; ribosome
Molecular function (GO): structural constituent of ribosome
Source: RefSeq, a predicted model, not a curated record